Molecule: messenger RNA, 737 nt
Organism: Danio aesculapii
Lineage: Eukaryota; Metazoa; Chordata; Actinopteri; Cypriniformes; Danionidae
Gene: lyrm1
Product: LYR motif containing 1
Exons: 5
Coding region: 118-474 (118 amino acids)
Cellular component (GO): mitochondrion
Source: RefSeq, a predicted model, not a curated record
CGAAAAACCUCCGCAGUUUGAGGACGUCAUCAUUUGCAAGCACGUGGACGGCGGAGUACGGAAGUGCGCAGAUGUUCACAUAAGCUGUAUUGAUGUAAACGCACAUAGAGGAUCCAGAUGUCUCGUGCAGAUGUGCUGUCUCUGUAUCGGCGGGUUCUCCGCAUUGCACGCAGCUGGAAGGCUCAGUCUUCAAUACCAAAGGACACUGACACUGAGAAGAAAUACAUCACGCAGGAAGCUCGAGGCCUUUUCAGACAGAACCAGCAGAUAACAGACCCGGAAUCAAUCCAGAGAUGCAUUGAAGAGUGUGAAGCUCGGAUUGAAAUUGGACUGCAUUAUAGGAACCCAUACCCCAGACCAACGUAUCUUCCUCCGAUGGGUCUGGCCACUCAGAAAGGCAGAAAACUGCGCGCUCAGCAGAGACUGAGGAAACAAGCCAAACCAUUGUACCUACAGUCUCAAGAUGAGACCUGACACACACACACACUUCACUGUACUCAUCUUAAAGUAUGUGUAACCUCAUAUUCAAAAGCAUCAGGGAACAUCAAGUCUAUCAAAUAACAGUGCAAGGCACACUGCCAGUGUAAAGCGUGAUCAAUGUUAAUAUGAGCUAAGUAAAUGGUGUAUUUAUUCAUAUUGUAUAAAUGUUUGCAUCUAGUAUCUAGCUUUGGUUACACUUAUAAGUUUACACUCUUAAAAUGUUAAGAUUGCAAAAGAAUUAAACCCAACCACUUAAA